CAAACGCCAAAGCAGCACAGCCAGCCCAGCCGAGCCCGAACAGCAAACGAGACAUGCCCUUCACUCGUCCCGACCCUGUCCCGCCCCCAUCCGCCAAUACCUUGCUACACAGCCAAGAACGCGCACCGCACGAGAGCGAGAGCCAGAGAGCAGCUUCCGUACCUUGCGGCAAACUGGACCUGGAUCUGACCUUAGCAUAUGCUCACCAGCCCCAGCAGCUUGAGAAUCCCACUGUGGAAUCCCAGAUUAAAUCAUGCCCCGAUCCUCCUCCCCAUCCGACUCUACAUCAUCCUCACUUGUGCAUGUGCUGCCUCCCGACCCCAGUCUAUCUGCCUCUGCCUCUGCUGUUCCCAGUGCCAUAUCAUCCUCCCCCGAUCCCAUUGAACACGACGACACCCUCUCCUCCUCCUCACACGACCACGCUACUGCUACUACCAACCGACGCCUCCUGAGCCCGUCACCUCUGCUGCUCCCUCCACCUACCGCCCCGUCUCCUGCUGGGCACGCGACCACGCCGACUCAGUCCUCGAAACCGGAUGACACCCGGCCACAAGACGUUGCUGCCUCUACCGCCGAUCUCGCCCACGCAUCUUUGCGCCUGGGCUCCUCCUCCACCUUCAUAAACAGCAUCAACAAAGAAAGUCCUUUCCACGAGCCCGACACCGACGUCAACCAAGAAUUUGAGAUGGAGCCCUUGAAAGAGGCUGGCCACCGCCGGCGCCGCAGUUCCCUAAUGCAAAACGCCAGCUCAAGCAACCACCAGAGGGUCCCGUCCAGGACUCAGGGAAACCUGCUCGAAGAACCAAAGAUAUCGGAAGAGAACCUCGGGGCGACGCCAUCGGCCUCCAAAGACGGGGAAGCCGACAGCUUUUCCGACGAGGAUCUCCACGACGACGAGGAGACAGGUCUGACGAAGAAGGACAAGAACAGGAAGAAGAAGAAGAGGAGGAACAAUACCCGCUUGGACCAGAGAAUCGUUCGCGGAGAGAUCUCGGCUGAGGAGAAGAAGGAAGCGGACCAAAACGUCUUCAGGAGAUCGGUGGUGAACGUCGCUUUGAUCUUGCUAUGGUAUUUGUUUUCACUCAGCAUCUCGUUGUACAACAAAUGGAUGUUUGACGAAGACCGCCUCAACUUUGCCUUCCCUCUGUUUACGACCGCUUGCCACAUGCUGGUGCAGUUCGUCCUCGCAUCCUUGGUAUUGUUUCUAGUUCCGUCGCUACGCCCGUCGAAUGGCCACCGCCACUCAGAUCUGGGCCGCUCAAGGCACGAGUCCGAGCCGGACCGGCCGUUGAUGACCAAAAUGUUCUAUCUGACGCGCAUUGGACCCUGCGGUGCUGCGACGGGUCUCGAUAUUGGACUUGGAAAUACUUCACUCAAGUUCAUCACCCUCACAUUUUACACUAUGUGCAAAUCAUCCUCCCUAGCGUUUGUUUUGAUCUUUGCCUUUUUGUUCAGACUCGAAAAGCCCACGUGGCGGCUUGUGGCCAUCAUUGCGACAAUGACUCUCGGUGUUGUCCUCAUGGUAUCGGGAGAAGUUGAGUUUAAAGUGAGCGGUUUCAUCCUUGUUAUCUCUGCCGCCUUCUUCUCCGGAUUCCGCUGGGGCUUGACUCAAAUCCUCUUGCUCCGCAACCCGGCGACCUCGAACCCGUUCUCGAGCAUUUUUUUCCUCGCGCCAGUCAUGUUCUUGACGUUGAUUGUCAUCGCCAUUCCUGUGGAGGGCUUUCCCGCCCUCAUUGAAGGUCUGAAGGUCCUCGUGGCCGAGUGGGGUGUUAUCACGACCCCUUUGUUCCUCCUGUUCCCCGGCUGCAUCGCCUUUCUCAUGACCGCCUCGGAGUUCGCUCUGCUGCAGCGUACCUCGGUCGUCACCCUCUCUAUUGCCGGGAUCUUCAAGGAGGUUGUCACCAUCUCCGCUGCCGCUAUCGUCUUCAACGACCGUCUGACGCCCAUCAAUUUUGUCGGUCUCGUCACUACUAUGGGCGCCAUCGUCGCGUAUAACUUCAUCAAGAUCACCCAGAUGCGUGAGGACGCUCAGAGAGAAGUUCACCGCGGUCACAUGGAAGUUGCCUCCGGUACGUCCACGAGUGGCAGCGACAACGACGACGGCGGCGAGGAGACUGGUCUUCUGCGGAACAGCACUGACUACGAAGACAAUCUCAUCACUGCGGACGGUGAUAUCUUGCCCAACCCGCAACACACAGCGCAAGAGUCGCGGACGGCUCAGGCUCACCGUGACAAUUAGACAUUCACAUUGGGCGUUUUAUUCUUCUUUGUUGUAUAUUCAGGCUGGGUUACCCGACAAGUUGUACAUUUGUUUCUCUUUGUGAUGGGUAGAACGUAUCUUGCCAACUGGCAGACAGGGCGAUAUGUAAGGAGUUCGGCGGACUGUACUCUACCCAAGAAGGGCAUUCGAGUCCUCCGGGAGGGAGAUUGGUAAAACGGACAUACACUUGGUAGGUUUCCUUAUGGACAGAAACCUAGAUAUUCGUAUUCGAAAAGGGGGAGCUACAUGGCGAGGUGGAUAUACCAUUGGCGAGAGAAUCGAAGGUAAGACGGAAUUCAGGCCGCUGGAAUACGAGAUACCAACUUAGUGUAAUGCCUAGAGCUGUAAGAUGCACAAGAAAUGGCAAAUUUGUCCCACC
Colletotrichum destructivum is the source of this 2639-nucleotide messenger RNA. Its product is annotated as Putative sugar phosphate transporter domain-containing protein. Gene Ontology annotation, biological process: UDP-glucose transmembrane transport. The transcript has 3 exons. Gene Ontology annotation, cellular component: cis-Golgi network; endoplasmic reticulum-Golgi intermediate compartment; Golgi apparatus. Lineage: Eukaryota; Fungi; Ascomycota; Sordariomycetes; Glomerellales; Glomerellaceae. Gene Ontology annotation, molecular function: antiporter activity. The coding region runs from base 254 to 2239 and encodes 661 amino acids. The record is from RefSeq and is a predicted model, not a curated record.